UUUUACUUAAGUAAAUGAUCAGAAUACUUCUUUCACCACUGUCUAUAAUGCAAACACAAUGUAGCUGCAAGAGGAACCAUCUCUGUAUCUGGGCAAAUCUAUCAACCUAUAAGAGCAUGUUUGACAGAGGAACUAUCUGGUCAGAUGUAAAGUACAUAUACAUGGGUGUGAAUUUAUGAGAUAAACUAGUAUACAACCUGGCAGAAGUCUGUGCAGAGAUGCAUGGCUGCACAGACAUUGCAGGAGCAGAUAAGUCAACUGUUCAGCCAAUAUAUCCACUCUGAGCUGCUGCUGCUUUGCAUGCAUGCAUAGUCUCCGUCCAACAGUUAUUACACUUGACUAGAUCAUGACGGCAACACCAAUACGGCAUGACACAUUAACCAAACAUUCCUCAUUACCACAUGGAAUUCUUUUAUUCAUAGUGGUGUGUGGCAGCACAUGUCACACCCCCGAGUGACGAGCAAAGGACCCUGUUUUUGUAUUACUUUACUCAAGUUGUGUGACGAUGCAUCUGUUUUGCACCUGCGCUCUAUCCUUCUCCCUGCUGAUGGCGUCCCCCCUGGUGAGUGCCAGUGUGUCCAACAGCUUCAAAGACUGCAGCCAUUUUUUCUACAUGCAGACACCACCUGCAGGGAUGAAGGGCACCAACCUGAGGAGGGUCUGCCAGAAGUAUGCAGACAAACAGCGCUACGCCACGUUGUAUGACAGCAGUCGGCACCUCCCCCUCUACUCAGCCUACAUCUUUAAGAAGUCUGAUGGGAAGAGGAGGAUGGACACACCAUGGAUGUAUGAGCCACAGUUGGUUUCUGAUGAUGAGAGUGGCAACAUGAGAGCCCUUCCCCUUACUGAAGACACCCCCCCUCUGAUUGAGGACAGCCAGGCCGUGUUGGAGGACUACACAGAUGCUGUAGAAUAUAGACGUGGCCCACUGAAUCCUGACCUGCACCAAUCACAGCCAGAUGACAAAUCCUCCACAUAUACUCUGACUAAUGUAGUCCCAUUAAUCACAACCUUCCUGGACGCUUCCUGGAACCCAUACUUGGACAUCAUCCGCCGCCGCCUCAACAACUUCUGCCACGGCACAUCUUUCGUGGUGACAGGGGUGACCGUUUCUGGGGGGACCCUCAAACGAGAUAACAAGGACCGACUCGCAAUCCCAAAACACCUAUGGCUGGCUUACUGCUGCCCGCGGUUUGACCAUAACUCUCCGUAUGAGGUGAGGUUCAUGUUCCCAAGUUAUGGGGGCUAUGCACUGAAUGAACAGACUGACCACAGCGUGGUGGAAGUCCCUCUAAAGACUCUGGAGAUCUUCCUGAAGAGCCAGUCAAACAUAGACAGUGACCUGUCUAUUUUCUACAAGGGGUGUGUGUCAGAAAAGAGCUUCAGAAAGAAGAGAGACCCGACCAGUGUUUCAGUAUCAUGGGACAAUCCUGAACGGGAUGCACAUGGAUAAAGUAUACCUAUAAACAGAACUAGCUCGGAUAAACUUGAAUAGAAGCAGUGUUAGGUAGUCCUGGCUUUACAUGUUUAAAAAAAAAAUUGGAAUUAUAUUAAAGAGUGAAAGGGCCAUGUCAUGACUGAAAUGGCUCUUCAUUUUGCCUCAGACAGGGCAAAUUUAGAUUCAGAUUAUAGCUCUCUAUCAGUAGUAGUAUGUGAGAAGGGGCCAUAGUACACAUGACCAAUUAGCACCACCAAAGGAAAUAAUGUGUAAAUGCACAUUAAAAGGUGCACACUAGUAUCACACUACCAUAAAGUUGGGGGAUUUACAAGACACUGAUUAUAAAAAAUAAUUAUCAAAAUCAAAGCAGCAGAGCCUGAGUUAUCCUGACUUUACUGUCAAAUACUAGGACUUAGAACCUACAUUUCCCAUCAUGCAAUGCAACUGUAUGGCAUAAAAGAAGAAACUCCACUUGUAGGUUAUACUAAAUCAGAUUAGGCCUUAGUCCAAGCAAUGGGUUUAUACUACAGGCCUAUAUAUGGCAGUGCUGAACAAAUGAAGCGUGAAUGCUUCAAUAUUUUGCUAACUAAUCUUAUCUUAUGAAACUGUCUAUGAGAAAUGUGUAAAAAAAAAAAAAAAGGUGCUAAAACAUACAAAAAGUUGCACAAACAGGCCAGAGCCAAAGCUGUAAAAAUGUCUUCAUAAGGAGUGCAGCUCAUAUAGUGAGUUAGUAAUUCUUUUGCAUUUCACAGGAUGCAACAUGCAUGACAUGAAAGAGUGUUGGAGAGUGGAGUGUUGAAACUUUGUUGGAUAAGUUAGGGUUCCUGUUCGUGAAUAGAUUAUGAAUCAAUACAGUUAAAACAGGCUAUUUCUUAAGGC
Messenger RNA from Sander lucioperca (pikeperch), 2317 nucleotides. RefSeq names its product endonuclease domain-containing 1 protein. Gene Ontology annotation, molecular function: hydrolase activity; metal ion binding; nucleic acid binding. The coding region runs from base 506 to 1453 and encodes 315 amino acids. The transcript has 2 exons. Lineage: Eukaryota; Metazoa; Chordata; Actinopteri; Perciformes; Percidae. The record is from RefSeq and is a predicted model, not a curated record.